AUGCCAUACACAGGCCCUUUGACUGCAGCUUCGCUCUCGGCUUUGAAUGGAUUAAACAGCAUUUCUUCGAACGACUCGCUCUCCUCUACUUCGAAUUCACCAACCAGCUGCUUGUCCAUUAAUUCAAGUAGCUCUUCCUUGGACAUGCAUUUUACUCCUCAGCCCAGUGCGAUCGAUAAAGGUCCCAGUUCGUUUGCGGCUCCGGUAAUGCCAGUUCCCAAGUCAUUAUUUGCCGCGUUUGGCAAGAACGCCAAACUUGCCAAUAACGCCAGCACACUUUCCCCCAAGAACAGUGAUCUCAAUUCUUCCACAUCCUCCUUAUCCACUAUUGUACCGCAAAGAACUGGCAACACACCGACGCAGACCUCCGCGGCUGUGGAAGUAUCACAAAUGCCGCCUUUAUUGAGAAAGAAGUCUGGUAACAUUGUAAGGUCUUCCUUGAAGUUGCCUCUCCUAGCCAGGUGUAACUCGAUGCCUGUCAACAAGAACGUGCGCUUUGCUGCCAUGUUGGAAGAUGUCAAGACGUUCAACGAGUUCGAAAGACCGAUUGCCGUUUCCAACGAGAACUCUCCUGUGAGCACCCCAAGAGGCAAUGCCCGCAGAAGAGCGAACUUCAACUGGAACUACUCUUCCGAAGACUCCGAGGACGAUUACGAUGAUGAUGACAACGAGAUCGAUGCGGCAUAUGAAAGUGAAGAUGUGGCAUCCCAGGUUGAGUGGAAAAUUACGUCUAACAACAUCCCAAUUCUUAAGACCAGAGACUACAGCGCUGAUCGGAUCAUCUUCGACUCGGUCCACUCCACUACCAACACUACAUUAACCGGUUUAGUUUAUGUCAAGAACGUGGCCUUUGACAAGAGAGUCUCUGUCAAGUUAACUGUGGACAACUGGAAGACCUUCUCGUUCAUCCACGGUUUCUACGUCUCUUCAAAUAACUACGGAGAUUACGACAAGUUCCGGUUUGUUAUCAACUUGUCCAAUUUAAACUUCAGCUACUACGACAAGUUGGUCAACCUUGAAUUCUGCAUCCGAUACGAAGUGGGCGGUGAGACUUUUUGGGAUAGUAAUGGCGGGUCCAAUUACAACUUGCUUUUGCAAAAGAAGUCCAAACCAGCCCUGCAGCAGUUCCUUGUAAAAAAGUCUAGCGCGGCAGCCGCGUCCCUGAUUCCUUUAAAGUCUGGCAACUCGUCUAAGCACAGACAGACCUCGAGUGAAGGAGGGUUCAUGAGCAGAUACAGCUUUGACAAUGUGUCUUCGGAGUACAACUGCAAUGAUUCUUACUUCACCUUCAAGCCAUCGGCUUCCAUGUCUACUAAACCUUCCACCGUUAGCCCGGCUUUAUCCGUUGCCUCCACAUUCAAGCCUGUCGCCAGUGCCCUGUCUGUCACUUCCGCCCCGAGCACCCCUACUAAGCCUGCUUCUAUUGCUAACAAGCCUCGAUACUCUAAUAAAUACAAGCAGAAGCAUCAACUGGCCUUGGACUCAGACUCCAAGAGCCCUCUCGUUUCGUCUGCGUCUGCAGACGCUAUCAAUACCUUGGCAGCGGCGUCCGGGCCGCUUUCUCACCCAUCCACCGUGAAGCCUAGUAAUGGGUUGUACUCAUCUCAGUCGUACACCGACUUGGUCAGGUCGUACUGUUUCUUCAAAGGCGAUGGAGUGGAUCACUCCUUGCCCACCACCUUUGUUUAA
Molecule: messenger RNA, 1689 nt
Organism: Babjeviella inositovora NRRL Y-12698
Lineage: Eukaryota; Fungi; Ascomycota; Pichiomycetes; Serinales
Gene: GAC1
Product: protein phosphatase regulator
Exons: 1
Coding region: 1-1689 (562 amino acids)
Biological process (GO): regulation of glycogen biosynthetic process
Cellular component (GO): protein phosphatase type 1 complex
Molecular function (GO): protein phosphatase 1 binding; glycogen binding
Source: RefSeq, a predicted model, not a curated record